Messenger RNA from Tetrahymena thermophila SB210, 4181 nucleotides. RefSeq names its product transmembrane protein, putative. NCBI's taxonomy places the organism in Eukaryota, Ciliophora, Oligohymenophorea, Hymenostomatida, Tetrahymenidae. The record is from RefSeq and is a predicted model, not a curated record. The transcript has 2 exons.
GUGCUAUUAAACCAUUAAAUUUUAUAUAGGAGUCUCUAAUAAUCAAAAUAGAAAAAGGGUUUUCAAAUAGAAAUUAAAGAGUGAUAAAAGUUUAAUCUAAUAAUUUUUCUUCUAUAAAAUUAAUUGGUAUAAAAAUCUUUGUUUUAUUGUUUAAUUAGCACAGAGUUGGUAAAAAUUUAUAAUAAUUAAUUAAUUCAAAAACAAAUUAAUUAAAAAUAAAAAAAUAAGUAAAUAGGAAAAAGAAAAAAAUUAAAAUGAACUUUUUUAGAUUUUAUCUAAUAAUUUUAGUUUUCUUUGUUUAACAAACAAAAUCAUAAGAUGAAUUAAAUAUGAAGGUGAUUGGAGAUGAAAAUUGUGAUAAAUCUGUAAUUUAAUAGCUAAAUGAAUAAAAUAUUAUAUAUUUUUGCUAAGAAAAUAAUAUAAUGAUAGGAAACUAAGAUAAAAUAGCUUUUGAUUUAAAUUUAAAAGAUUAGAAUCUUUUUUCUAGGAUAAUUAUCUAUAAUAUCAAAGUAGCUAGUAUAAAUAACCUUAUCUUAGAAAAUAUAUAAUUUUAUUAAAAUGAUGCAUUCAUAUAUUUUAAUUAAAUAUAAGAUUUAGAGAUGUUAAAUAUAAGUAUUUCUAAGUCUAUGAAGUCCUUUUAUAUGUUAUUUAAUUCAGAUUAUAUUACUUCAAUUACUAUAAAAUAAAUUAUUCUAAAAGAUAUUUUCAUCCAGAAAAUUAAAUUCUAAUCUUAUUUAAUUUACAUAAAUUAAAUAAGCUUAAUUAACUCUUAAAUCUGUUCACUAAAUCUUAUUGGGGAUGGUAAAUUAGCAAUAAAAAAUUAUUAAAAGAUAUUGAAUGCAAGUUUUACUCAAUUUGAAUUUACCGAAUGUCCCGAUUCUGUUUUUUAAUCAAAAUAAGAAAUAAAUAUUGAGAGCAUAAAUUUAGAUUUAAGCUAUAUUAAUAUCUCUCCUACUUAAAUAUUUAAUGUUUUAAGUUUUUUUGUGAAUUCUGUUUAAGGAAAAAUAAAAAUAGAUUUGAUAUCAUACUAGUCAUCUUUUGUCACAAAUUCAUACAUAGAAGUAAUAUAGUUCAAUUCAGAUUUACUGACAAAAUAAAGGGCUAAUGUAGAGAUUGAUAAAUUGAUUUAUUAAAAUAAUGAUAGUAAUAGCUCUUUGUAUUUAGAUGUAAAAUCAUUAUAAUCUUUUUUUAUAAAUGAAUUAAUUUUAGAAGGACUUUCUGGCCCUAUUUAAUAUAGUAGAUAUCAAAGUUUAUUUAAAAUUUUUAAUACUGGAAUUAUUACUAUUUGGUUAAUAACUAUUAAAAAUUGUGAAAAUAUAAAAGGACCUAUUUUUUAAGUCCUUUAUUCUUAAGAAAUUAAAACAAAAUUACUUAUCUUAGAAAAUUCAGUCAUUUAUUCUAGCUUUAUAGUUUUGGAAGUUAUUAUCGAUUUGACAAUCGAAAAUUUUUAAAUAAGAAACAUAAAAUUUUAUGGAUAUUUGAUAAAUGCAUAAUAAAUUUAUAAUUUAUAUUUUAGAUUUUUUAUAUUAUCAGAAUCACUUAUCAAUUCAAAAUCGUUAUUUAAUCUAAAAAAUAUAAACAGAAGCGUGUUUGGAGAAUUUGCUAUUGUAAAUGUAAACACAGACCAAAAAUAAUCUAUGAUUUUCUAUUAUGUAUUAGAGCCAGAAUUAAUCAUGAAAACAAUACUUUUUAGAUCUUCUUAGGCAAAUUUAUAAACUGAAAAUAACUUAUAAUUCUUAACAUUAGAUGGCUCUAACUAUCAUUUUACAAUGUCCAAAUCUAAAAUAAUAAAUGGAUCUUCUAUUAACUUUGGUGGUUGCUUAAAUUUUAUUAACACUUUUGAUACUAUUUAAAAUUAAGUAAUAGAAAUUUGGGGAACUACAUUUUAAUAAUGCAGGAGCAAUUAUUUAGGAGGUGCUAUUUCUGGGACAUCUUUUAUUGGGAUUUACAAUUAUUUUAUUGAAUGCAGUAGCUAAAUAGGUGGUGCUAUAUAUGUUGUUUAGGGGUUAAAUAGUGAUAUAGAUUAAGAUCAUAAUAAAUUUUAAUAAAAUAAAGCUUAUUUAGCUGCAAAUACAUUUAAUAAAUCUCCUUUAAAGUUAAAAAUCUUAGAAAUUUUAGAAAUAAAUUAAAUUAAUUUUAAUGAUAAAAAUUUAUUUACAUAAACUAAUUAAUAUUUGUAUCCUGGAUUGACCUAUGUUAUUAGAUUAUCUCUAGAAGUAGAUGGUGAAUAGCAUAACGAAUACACAAAUAACAAUAAUUUUGGUAAUCUCUAUUAACUUCUAGUUUCACCUUCAUAAAAUUUUAUUUCUUAAACCCCGAAUCAACUUUAUUCUAUCAACUUUCCCUUUAUUUUAUGGUCUGCAAAAGAUAUAUCCUUUAGUGGUAAGUAAGAAAUAGAAUUGGAAGCUAUUUAGAUUUAUUUAGCCUAGCUUUAUACUUUAAAAGAAAGUUAAUAUAAAGUAUAUAAUGGCUGUAAAGAACAAGGAAUGGAAAAAGUAUAUUUAGAUAAAUAUUCAAGAACUUAGUUCAUAUGUUAAUACUGUGAAUAAAUGAAGGUAAGCUACUAUGGAGUAUGUCAAUAAUGUUAAGUUGAAUAUUUUUAAUAAUGUUAUGGAAAUUACUCUGAGCUAAAAUCAUCAUAUUGGAGAUCAAUAUAUUCAGCAGAGCCUUAAGAUAUUUACUAUUGUUCUAAUAAUCCUUCAAGUUGCUAAGGAGGUAGUGGAAUAGGAAAUGAACUUUGCUAUGAAGGUCAUGUAGGAGCCUAAUGUUUGGACUGUGAUCUUUAUGGUACUUAUUGGAAUGAAAGAUUUUCUAAAGAGGGUUUCUUUUAAUGUGUAAAGUGUAGUUCAAUAUCUUCUAAUACUAUAAAAAUUAUAGUAUUGUUAACUAUUUUGAUGCUUAGUCUACCAUUUAUUUUAUAUUCAACCUUUAAAAAGCUUAAAAAUGAAAUUCUUGCACUUUAUUUAUCUAAAAUGGGUAUUUUUUUCAUUCGGAAAACAUUGCAGUAAUAGACAUUGACUUCUACUUACAUUAAGAUUUUACUAUUUCAUACUUAAAUUUAUUUCAUAUCAAAUUAAUUCACCAAAGUGAAUAUACUUUCUACUUUAUUUAAUUUCUAGUUCUUAUUCUACAAUCCCUUAAGCUCCUCCUUCCUCUCUUUAAACUGCUUAAUUUCUCAGUAUAAACCUGAAUCAACUAAUAUAGGAUACACUGAACUUCUUUUAACAUUUAUAAUCCCAAUAUUUAUUUGCUCAUUAACAAUUAUUGUGUCUUUUUGUAUAUUUAUUCUAAAAAGAAAGCUAUUCAUAAGGAGCCUAUAUAUGUCUAUCCUAACUUUUAUAUAUAUGUUUAUGAUAGUUUUUUACUCAAUUCUAUUAGAGAAAACGCUUAGUAGUUUCUUUUGUUUAAAACUUGACAAGGAUAAAUAUUAUUCUCUUAUUGACCUAAGCUUGGAAUGUGGAAACUCUUCAGAACUCUAUAAAAUAUAAUGCCUAAGUUUAGUGAUAUUAAUCUUAUUUUUGGUAGUUUUCCCAUUUGUAGUAUUUGCAAAGCUAAUUUAAUCACGAAAGAGACUAAAUAAAGUUAAAGUCAAAUUUACUUUUGGGUUUUUAUACAUUGAAUAUAAAACAAAAUUUUUCUAUUGGGAGAUGGUAAGAAUUUUUGUGAAAAGCUUGAUUAUUUUAUUUUAUGUGUAUUUGAAGUAAUAUCCUUAGAUUAGUCUCACUACGAUUUCUAUAAUAUUAUUUUGUUAUGUUAUGGCUUUAAAAAGCUUUAAUCCUUUCAUCUCAUCAUUUUUAAAUAAUUUAGAAAUAAUAUCAACAAUAAUUUCAAACAUGAUACUUCUCUCAUCUACAAUGUAUUUGCAGUAGAAUUAGAAUGGAGAUAAUAAUUUUCAAGAUUUUAAGAUAGCGUUAUACUUAAUAAUUUAGUUAUGUAACAUGAUGUUUUUCUUUUAUUGCAUUUGGCUAAUAAUAAUGUCUUUUCUAGAAAAAUACAUAUAAAAAUUAUAAAAAUGUCUUAAAUGGAGAUGUAUUUAAAGAUUAAAAUCUACAGAUAAUAUGAAAAUAAAUAAAAAUGUAAAAAAAAUGAUAAUAUGUAUGAAAAAAAUGCAAAUAAAUUAAAAAUUAGACGAUUCUUUACAACUCUUGUUAUCCUAUGAAUUAUAAAAUGAUUUAGAUUGA